UUGUCAAGAGAGAAUUCAGUUUAUUCCAAACAUCACAUACAAUUGCUCAUAUUUUUGAACAUAAACAAACAUAUCACUCAGUGUAAUAAAUUUAUUAUAAUUAAGUGGACUUUAAACAUAAUUGUGUUUAUGUUCGGAUAAAUUUUCCCAACUAAACAGCAGUGAACUGAUCAGUCAAUACAGCAAUAAAGAAAUAAAAGACUUACACAAAGGUAUUUUAAAAAAUAUCUACCUAUUGAGUAAUUCUUUCAAAGAAGCAAUAAUACACAUCAAUCUCUAAAAUCUAGCAGUGUAGUUUAUAUACAGACGAAUGUCGAUGUUUAUAGUACAUACCCGCAAGAUGUUUGGUAAUAAUAAAUAUCUCUAAAUUACUAAACGAAAAAGUGGAAUAAUUAAAUUUUAUCAUUCAUCAUUUAUUCGAAAACAUUACGCCAGUAGCCGGAUCUUAGCAGAGAUUGUAGGUAAAUACGUCGUGGUCCAAACAGCUUUUAUAUACAAAUCUAUAUGUAUAAACGUUCCCCACUUUCAAUGCCUAUGCGAAAUAGUUAAUGAGCGACCAGCAGCUGUAGCGGGCAAUUGAGAGAACAUUAUAUUUGUUUGCAAAUUUGCCGUGUGAUCUAAAUAUUAAAAAAAAAAAUAGUAAAUGAAGUUUUCUAAAUGAAGUGUAGCAGUUGUGCAAAUAAGAAAGAAUAUUGCUAAAUACAAGCACUUUGAAAGUACCAUAUUGCCAAAGUGAAAAUCUCAAGUAUUUCAUUUUAAAGUGGUGACGAAGUCAAAUUCCUUGUACUCAAUAGGCAGUUUAUAUAAAGCAACGCAGAAAAGCAGGCGCACACAAGUGGCAAAGACCUUGAGCUACCAGAACGUUUAAAGUGAAACUAUAUAUCGAAAAAUGCCGCGGUUCGGAAUUUUCUUUUUGUUGAUAGCCUUUGUGCUUGUCGUUAACACUAUGCCCGCAAAUGCAGGUGUAGCACACGCUCAUAAACACGAAAAACAUAAUAGUAAAGAACGACUUAAGGAUGGAAUAUAUGCUGGACGUGAUGCACAUCAUCAUGAAAACGGUGACCAUAAUGUGGAAUUCGAUCAUGAAGCAAUAAUAGGUAGCUUAAAGGAAGCUAAAGAAUUCGACAAACUUACACCCGAGGAAUCCAAAAAGCGACUGCUUGUUCUCAUAAAAUUAAUGGACUUAAAUAAGGAUGGUUUUGUUGACCGCCACGAACUAAAAGCUUGGAUUUUAAGAAAACUUGGUGAAGAGGAAGCAGAAGAUCGUUUGGAAGAAAUCGAUGCGGAUGGUGAUGGAAAGGUGACAUGGAAGGAAUAUCUUAAAGACACUUUCGCAAUGGAAAAUGAAGAUGAGAAAAAUGAUUUAAUUGAUUUUGAUAGCUACGAUGAAGAGAAAGAAAUGAUAAAAUCAGAUAAGGAGAUAUUCAAUGCGGCAGAUUUAAAUAAAGAUGGCGCACUGGAUUCAAAAGAAUAUGUGCUUUUUUAUUCACCGGAAGAACAUCCAGAAAUGUUACCAAUUGUAUUAGAACACACACUUCGUGAAAAGGAUACAAACCAUAAUGGCGAAAUAGAGUAUGCUGAAUAUAUUGGCAAUACUGGACAAGACCGCAGCCGCGAAUGGUUAGUUGAGGAGAAAGAUCGUUUCGACCACUUGGAUGAAAAUAAAGACGGUCUGCUGACUGGUAGUGAGGUACUCAAUUGGGUAGUGCCAAAUAGCGAGACUGUAGCUACAGAUGAGGUCGACCAUUUGUUUGUAUCGACUGAUGAAGAUCACGAUGAUCGCUUAAGCUAUUUAGAAAUACUCAACAACUAUGACACAUUCGUUGGCAGUGAAGCUACGGAUUAUGGCGAUCAUUUACAGAACAUAAACCAUUUCCUUGAUGAACUAUAAAUGGACUAUUUAAACCGUGAUUUUAAUAAAUUUUGUGUUUAAUUCCAUAUUUUUGCCACGCCAAACGCUUAACUAAACGUACAAAGCAAAUUGUGUUUUAUGAUUUCAUUUAGAAAAUUAAUCACAAAAUUAAUAUUAUAUUAAUUUUACAGAUUAUUGUAGCUUUUAUUAUUUAUUAAUGUUCCUCCAUAUACGUAAAGUAGCAUAUUCUAAAUAUUUAUUGUACUGUAAUAUGAGUCUUAAUAAAUUCAAAAACAA
This is a messenger RNA of Zeugodacus cucurbitae (melon fly), 2149 nucleotides long. RefSeq names its product reticulocalbin-2. The transcript is spliced from 3 exons. Bases 890 to 1891 code for a protein of 333 amino acids. Gene Ontology annotation, cellular component: endoplasmic reticulum. The record is from RefSeq and is a predicted model, not a curated record. Lineage: Eukaryota; Metazoa; Arthropoda; Insecta; Diptera; Tephritidae. Gene Ontology annotation, molecular function: calcium ion binding.